Molecule: messenger RNA, 6339 nt
Organism: Ixodes scapularis (black-legged tick)
Lineage: Eukaryota; Metazoa; Arthropoda; Arachnida; Ixodida; Ixodidae
Product: lysine-specific histone demethylase 1A
Exons: 1
Coding region: 191-2704 (837 amino acids)
Biological process (GO): regulation of DNA-templated transcription
Cellular component (GO): nucleus
Molecular function (GO): flavin adenine dinucleotide binding; protein binding; oxidoreductase activity
Source: RefSeq, a predicted model, not a curated record
ACUCUGCGUAGCGAUGCGGGGCUUGCUUUUCAAUGCUGGAAAACUAACGGUUAAUGCGCCUUCCUCGUUCAAUAUACUAAUUUCUGACUCAAAACCCGAGAUUCCUUCGCUCAAAUCGCGCCCGGAAAACUCAAGCCCGAUGCGAGAACGCGCUUAGUGACUGCGCGCCGGAUCUGCGGCGCCCGGGAACAUGAGUUCAUCGGACGACAGGAAGCGACUCAGCCCCCAAGAACCGCUCAUCACCGAUCCGUCGACGUCGGGAGAACCCCGGGAAGCCGCGGACGACCACGCCAGACGCACGACACGACGACGCCGGGCCCGUCUGGACGUCAAAGAAACGGCGAGCGAAAAAUCUGGCGGCGCGGCGCUCGGCGUAGCGACCACCCUCGGCUCGUCCGCAUCUUCCGCCGCAGCUCCGAGCGAAGACGGCUACUGCCCCGAGGAAGACGCCAUGAACCAUAGUAAGCAACAGCAACAACACCAGCAGCAGGCUCGAGCGGCGGCGGCAGCAGCCGCGGUGUCGCAGGCUCCAACGGCACUGCCACCGACAUCGACGCCAACGGGGGCGCCGACGAACCACCACAGCGGCGGAGGUAACCCGCGGUCCCACCCGGACGGGGAGCCCCAAGACCUUGACAGCGAACAGGACGACCCCACCGGUCUGGAGGGGGCUGCCUUCCAGAGUCGGCUUCCCUUCGACAAGAUGACGGCUCAGGAGGCGGCCUGCUUCCCGGACGUGGCCCAGGGCGCCCCGCAGACGCAGAAGGUCUUCCUCCACAUCCGCAACCGCCUGCUCCAGCUGUGGCUGCAGAACCCUAAGCUCCAGCUGAUCUUCGAGAACGCGCUGCCGCAGAUCGAGCCGCCGUACAACAGCGACGGCCCGUUCGUGAUGCGGAUCCACGCCUACCUGGAGCGCCAGGGCCUCAUCAACUUCGGCGUGUACGAGCGCAUCAAGGGACCCCCUGCCAAGAAGCACGGCAAGAUCAUCGUCAUCGGCGCCGGCAUAUCUGGCCUGGCGGCCGCCCAGCAGCUCCAGCAAUUCGGCAUGGAGGUGAUCGUUCUCGAGUCCCGCGACCGCGUUGGCGGCCGCGUCGCCACCUUCCGCAAGGGCGGCUACAUCGCGGACCUGGGCGCCAUGGUCGUGACCGGACUGGGUGGGAACCCCGUGGCCGUGCUCAGCCGCCAGAUCAAGAUGGAGCUGCACCGGAUCCGGCAGAAGUGUCCGCUGUACGAGUCCAAUGGCGCCACAGUGCCCAAGGACAAGGACGAGAUGGUCGAGCGGGAGUUCAACCGUCUCCUGGAGGCCACCUCGUACCUCUCCCACCAGCUGGACUUCAACUACGUGCAGAGCAAGCCUGUGUCGCUGGGCCAGGCCCUCGAGUGGGUCAUCAAGCUGCAGGAGAAGCACGUCAAGGAGAAGCAGAUCGAGCACUGGAAGCUCAUCCUUGAGAUGCAGGAGAAGCUCAAGGCCAACCAGAACCGGAUGCUCCAGCUGCGCGAGCACAUGGAGCUGCUGCGCCAGCAGCACCGUGACCUGGCCGACUCAAAGCUGCAGCGGGACGUCACGCAGGAGUUUGUGCUGCGCAGCAAGCAGCAUGAACUGAGCUGUGCCUGCCGCGAGUGGGACCAGCUCGCCGAGCAGCAGCGGGAGAUCGAGGACAAGCUGCAGGAGCUGGAGGCGUCGCCGCCGAGCGACGUCUACCUCUCGUCACGUGACCGACAGGUCCUUGACUGGCACUUCGCCAACCUCGAGUUUGCCAACGCUACGCCACUCCACAACCUGUCCCUCAAGCACUGGGACCAGGAUGACGACUUUGAGUUCACGGGGUCCCACCUGACAGUCCGCAAUGGCUACUCCUGCGUGCCCGUGGCGCUCGCCGAGGGACUGGACAUUCGGCUCAACACGGCCGUCAAGCAGAUCCGACACGGCAGCGCGGGCGUCGAGGUCCUGGCCGCCAACACACGAAGCAGCGGCGGCCUGGUCAGCUUCAAGGCGGACGCCGUGUUGAGCACGCUGCCGCUCGGUGUCAUGAAGCAGGCCGUGCAGGGCGCGUCGAACCUCCCCAACACAGUCCAGUUCAUCCCCCCACUCCCCGAGUGGAAGGUGAGUGCCAUCCAGCGCCUCGGCUUUGGCAACCUCAACAAGGUGGUGCUCUGCUUCGACCGCAUCUUCUGGGACCCCAACGCAAACCUGUUCGGCCAUGUGGGCAGCACCACGGCGAGCCGUGGCGAGCUCUUCCUCUUCUGGAACCUCUACCGGGCGCCGGUGCUGCUUGCGCUCGUCGCGGGCGAGGCGGCGGCCAUCAUGGAGAACGUCAGUGACGAUGUGGUGGUCGGGCGCUGCCUGGCCGUGCUCAAGGGCAUCUUCGGCAGCGUGCCGCAGCCCAAGGAGACCGUGGUCACGCGGUGGCGCGCGGAUCCCUGGUCUCGCGGAUCCUACUCCUACGUUGCGACAGGCGCUUCCGGCAGCGACUACGACAUCCUGGCCACGCCUGUGACCCCACCGUCAGUCGUGCCGGGCGCCGCGCAGCCACAGUCGCUCCCGCGCCUCUUUUUCGCCGGGGAGCACACGAUACGGAACUAUCCGGCCACGGUUCAUGGGGCCCUCCUCAGCGGUCUCAGAGAGGCCGGGCGGAUCUCGGACCAGUUCCUCGGCUGCCCGUACGCGCCCCCGCGGCCUCAGCCACAGCAGGCGCAGCCCUGAAGUCCGGCAUUCCGCCGCUGGUGGGGCCCGUGUUGAUAGGACGGCGACGUUAGACGUUGCUCGCGCGAAUUGCCGGGAUUGCCGGUCACUUUUACCCGUCACCCCAUCAUGACUGACGAUGUACAGAUUCAUUUACUCUACGGAGCAGUCAUUUACGGAAUCGUUUGAAUAGUGUGUACGGUCUUAACGAAGGUCUCGGUGGCGCUGUUGUGGUAUGGCGCGUGGAAUGCGUCUCUGACUGGUGUGCUUGGCGUUCUAUUUCGCCCGUGCAUCGAAAGUGGUUCCGAAAAAGGGAACAAAUGACGUUGCAAAAGCCGGAGCGUCAGUGUCGUCGGAUGUCGCGAUCCUGGUGGUUGGGCGUAGAAGUUUCGGAAAAAAUCGCGAGAGAAUGCAAGUGUCACCGUCGUCACAACAUCUCAACUCGCGGCUGCCGAAGCUUCCGAGGACUGUCAAGCUCGAGAGCGACCAGCAACGGAACAGGCGUCUGCCACAUUCUCCACCGCUGUUGUGAUCCUACUGGGAUCGCAAUCGGCGACAAUGUGACACUUUUAUAACGUGAUCGGGCGGAUAUCCACUGUUACGGACGCAGGAAAUGCACUAGUCAGAGAUGCGUUCCAGACACCACAGUUUAUGGAGUUCAAUGUUCCUGUUUUACUUUCCUCCCGUCGAUGUGAAUUUUCGUGUCCUUCCGUGGCGCAGGUUUUCACACCGGGCACUCUCGUCGACUCUUAAUUUCGAUUCGCGAUUAGCCGGAAAACGAUCUGUCCAUCUGGCUCACGAACAUCCGAGGAUCUCUUCCUGUGUGGAGUGAUGUUUUUAUCAUUGUUUUGUAGACCAUGUUGAAACGUGUAGUGUAGUACCUGAAUAUCACGAUAGUUUGUAGGUUGUUGGAGUGUUUUAGGUACCCAAGAUCCCUUCUUUGUAUACAAUUGUAGGUUGAUCAACUUCCGACACAUUGCCCUCGGAAUGUGCGAGCAGUCACGAUUUCACGUUAGUCACUUGGAAGAGCUAUAUUAGACGAGCACACCUUUGUUAGGAGGCAGCCGUGGUUGCAAUCUUUUGUUGCAACAGGCUUUGCACAUGGAGGCAAUUUUUAAUACGGUGCAAUUCACUUACAGCGAUAAUGAGAAAACACGGAAAUUCAAUCAUUAUGACUGAUUAUCGUAAUAUUUGGACUAGAAAGUAAGCGUUUCUGGGUGUAGAAAUUGAUUGUUAUAAGCAGUACAUUGUUAUAUCUGGUAUCAUUAUGAGUGAAUUGCACCGUAGUGCUACUAUGGACAAGUGUCGCAUCGGGGGACUAGUUUAUUGUGGUGCCCACCGAAAUGGUCUCGGAUCUUUCACUUUUAUCGGCCCAAUCAUGUUCAAGAUCAUAUUGUUGCAUGUCUCUCUUUUUUAGCCUCAUUCCUACGUGGUUUCACAAUAUGCCUUGGUGACAUCGCUCAUAAUGGACCUUUUCCAGUAAGCUUUUGCACAUGCAUACGCCCUUUCCCUGUCCUCGCUUCCCGAUGCUGCCGUUCUCGGAGGGCACCGUUCAGCGCGACCAAUAAUUAUCAGCAUCUGCCUUUGCUCAUAUUUUGUCUUCCUUGAUGAUUCUUUCUUGAGCUUCAGUAGCAUUGGGCAUAAAAAGCAACAAAAACCGAUACAACGGCACAAUGCCGGUGUGUUCUGGCGGCAGAGGCAUGUUGGGUUGCCCUUCAUUUGUAGUUUGCAGACAACAACCCUGACUGCGCUCGUUAGUUGAAAAAGGUCCAUUGUUCAGACCCUCUUCACCGGUUUUCACUAGUUGUGUAGGAAGUCCCACCUCUGUCUGCCCCAAAAGUUGCCUUGUUGCCAACUAAAAUGUUAUCCUCAUUGUGCUACCAGUUGAUAUUGUUUUCUUUCACUUGGAUUUCAGUGGAAUAUUAAGAGUAGCCUUUAAAUACACCCCAGCCGUAUUGAAUUGUGCUUUUUAGGUGUUGAGUUUACUACAUACCAUUGCAUGGCAAGCUGUAUUCAUUAAGAAUUGAAAAAAGUUAUCUCGAUAGCCAUUAAAUUUUUUUGACAUUAAUGACCUACUAUGGAAGACAUCAGUGGGGACCGCUUGUUGUGUCCGCAAUUGAAACCUUGUCAAAUCCUGCUUUGGUUACCGAGCUUAUUUUGCAGCAUCUCCUGACCCUUUUGUGUCCGAUUUAGAAAUGUGAAAUGGUUCAAUAUUUCAAUUUCAGGUGGCUUAAAGGACAACUCCAGUCAAUUCCAACAUAAUUGGAGUUAAUGGUUGAUGAUAUAUCCCAAGAGGUCUGUCAUCACCUCCAUGCUCUAACCACAUAGUACUAAUCGUAACGUCACAUACGAGGCGGCCGGGCGCAGCCUAGAAAGUGAAGUUUAGUGAACCAUAUGUUAAUAGGUUGCGACGGGUUUGUAGAUGUAAUCCGUGCUCAAUAUCGCAAACUGUCUGGCUCGCACAGGAGCGCACCAGUGCAUGUGCGUUAUGCAAAUCACGUGGCCAUUGAUGAGCGCACUGCUAGCGCUGUCCGUAGUGUUUGCUUGAAAAGUACAAAACAAGCGAACGAAUCUCCUCGAGCAUGACAUAGGUAGUGCAAGAUGGGCUGUGCCGACACGGUGGUAUUGACUGCGCUUUUGGCUAUGCUGCGCCUCGCGCGUCAGGAGCAGUAGAUUUGGUAAUUUUGCUCGCCUCAAACUUAAACAGUUUCAUAAUCUUUUAAGCAGAAUUAGAGUAAAACAUUUGGUGUGUGGUCUUUUUAGACGAUACUCAAAAGAACUGCUUUGUUUGCUUAACAUUGCAAAUGAACCAGAGUUGCCCUUUAAGACAGUUUGCUCUUUGCAGCCUUAUUUGGAUAUAGAAUACAUUGCUUUUCUUUAAAAUGGUUUAUGUAAUUUUCUCAUUCAUCCCCUAAAUGCACAUAUUAGAAGAUAGAUUCUGUGGAUUAGUGCAUAAACACUACAAGUCAUUAGCAUGUGAACUGAAAGCUCAUGCUGCAGUUUUUGACGUUAUGAGCUCAAUAAUUCCCUCCUGUUUUUGAGAUGGGUGGAUUUUAAUGUAAACGGUUUCCUGGUUAGCAGCCGUAAUACACUGGCCAAAUUGCCCGUUUACAGUAGCGACAUAAGGCACCAUUUCAGGCCAGACUUGAGUUUGCCCUGUCACGGUCACUGUGUUCGCACAGGGUGUUGCUGUUGGUCACACAUUUUUACUCCAGCUCUCGGAUUAUGACAGCAUAGCCAGGCACAGGCGCCCGAGCCUAGCUCAGCGGAAUGCCUCGUUUGUAUGAGAACUUGUGCAUAAGAGCACUUUCCAGAGACCUUUGAAUCAUGGUCGUGCUUUUGUUGCUGUAGCAGAUGCUGCAGAUGUUUGCGAUGUAGAGUACAGUAUGGAAUGUUUACGAAUGGUGAAAGCCGCAGAUUUUUGUGUCUCUGGUCACUCUUGUCAUGGGAUGGUGAUGCCCUUCAAGAAAGUGCAGUUGGUGUGGCUGUGGAUGGAAGCGUAUGUUUCACGUGCACUCCCAUUGUGCCAAAAGUGAAUUGAUGGAGUUUGCUCUGUGUGGAAAAGUGACCGUGCCAUUGCUUAAAUAUGAUGGCUUUUAAUUUUUUUUUAACUAUUGCACAUUGUUUGUAAAAUUAAAUACCACUCAAAAACCUUA